Molecule: messenger RNA, 3210 nt
Organism: Thamnophis sirtalis
Lineage: Eukaryota; Metazoa; Chordata; Lepidosauria; Squamata; Natricidae
Source: RefSeq, a predicted model, not a curated record
GUGAGGAAAGAAGUGCCAGCAAAGAUGGCACUCAGUCAGGACAUUUUGGUGAUAAUGAUGCUACUACAUGGAGUAAUGGGUACCAUGAUCAACCUCAACAAUAAUGGCUUUGAAAACAUUGUUAUUGCUAUUAAUCCAACGAUACCGGAAGAUGCCAAAAUUAUUACCAACAUACAGGUAGGGUCUUUGUCCAUGAGUGGGCUCAUCUCAGAUGGGGUGUCUUUGAUGAAUAUAAUUAUGAUGCUCCGUUUUACGUUACUAAGGAAAAGAAAGUUGAGGCAACAAGAUGUUCAGCUGGUGUCACUGGUAUUUACAUAUUUCCAACUGGACCAGGAAAUCACAGAGAUUGCAUAUUCCUGGAAGACACUCAGAUGUAUGAACCGGGAUGUCAAUUUGUAGCAGAUAUAUCCCAAAGCACUCCAGUGUCUAUAAUGUAUAUGCAAAGUUUACCUUCUGUGGCUAUGUUCUGUGAUAAAAGCAAUCAUAAUAUUGAAGCACCAAAUCUGCAAAACAAAUUCUGCAACUACAAAAGUACGUGGGAAGUAAUUAUGAAUUCCACUGACUUCGCCUCCUCAUCUAUAAUAAAUACUCCUCCACCUGAGCCCACUUUCACCUUGAUGCAAACACGUGACAGAGUUGUCUGUUUAGUGCUUGAUGUCUCUGGAAGUAUGGCAGGUUAUGACCGCAUUGCUCGUCUCCGGCAAGCUGCAGAAGUGUUCCUCCUACAAAUUAUUGAACUUGGUUCCUGGGCUGGAAUUGUAACGUUUGAAAACUCUGCCACCGUUCAGACUCAAUUGCAACAGAUCAUCAGUGACAACAUACGACAAAAUCUUGUGAAUUAUUUGCCUACCACAGCUAGUGGAGGGACUAAUAUUUGUGCUGGAGUGCGCAAAGGAUUUGAGGUGAUUAGAUCAAGAGAAGCAACUACUGAAGGGUGUGAAAUUGUGCUCUUGACAGAUGGAGAAGACUCAACAAUAGGAUAUUGCUUUGAUGAAGUUAAAAGUAGUGGAUCAAUAAUUCACACCAUUGCUUUGGGGCCAAGUGCUGCAGACGAGUUAGAACAACUGGCAGAGAUGACAGACAGGUGAUUGGACUUAUACACUUUAUAAUACACACUCAGUGCCUCAGGUGCUAUCAAUCACAGUAACGUCUCGAGCGGCAUCUCUAACGGAGCCUCCAGUAAUUGUGAAGUCCUACUUAAGCAGUGAUACAAAUACUUUUCCCAAUCCAAUAAUUAUUUAUGCAGAAGUCAGUCAAGAAUUUUUUCCAGUGCUUGGUGCAAUUGUUACAGCCACAAUUGAAUCAAAUUCUGCAAGCGAGAAACUAGAGCUUUGGGACAAAGGUUCUGGUGCAGAUAUUAUCAAGAACGAUGGGAUCUACUCAAGAUACUUCACAUCAUUCAAAGAAAAUGGUAGAUACAGCAUAAAGGUGCAUGUCCAAGGGAGAGAUGGGACCAGCCGACAAACUCGCCAAAGAAAUCACGCUUUAUAUGUCCCAGGCUAUAUAGAGAAUGGUGAAAUAAAAAUGAAUGCACCAAGACCAGAAGCUAGUGAUAAUGAUACCCAAGCAAACCUUGGAAAAUUCAGCAGAAUUGCUUCAGGAGGUAGUUUUGUAAUGUCAGGAGUGACUCCUGGAAAUCCUUCAGAUGUCUUUCCACCCUCUCGAAUUACUGAUCUUGAAGCAGAACUCAAUGAUGAGGAUGAAUUCCUUUUGUCAUGGACUGCUCCUGGAAAUGACUAUGAUAUAGGAACAGCUGAAAAAUAUGAAAUAAAAAUGAGUGAAAAUCCUGACGAAUUAAGAGAUACUUUUCAAAAUGCUGCUUCCGUGAACACAUCUGAUCUGAAACCAGAUGCUACUGGGAUCAAACAGUCAUUUCAGUAUAAGAUGGAAAACUUCACAAAAGAAAAUGGCACUGCAAUUUACUUUGCCAUUCGUGCCAGUGAUGGCAGCAACAAUGUUGGGGAAGUGUCUAAUAUAGCAAGAGCAGUUGUACUUCUUCCUCCAUUGCUCACUACUCCUCUCACACCCACCAAUCCUAGCUCUACUCAUCCCACACCAACCAAUCCUCCUAGCUCUACUCAUCCCAAACCAACCAAUCCUUAUACCUCAAAAGCCACUUCUACUUUGGAAGUUCCCAAUAAUGAAUCUCCUGGUGUGAUAAAUAUGGUGACUUUAAUUGUUAUAAUAGUGUGUAUUGCUCUAAUUAUCAUUUGUGCUUGCAUAUGUAUAACUAUAUGUGUUUUACAUAAGCAAAAAAAGGUUAAUCCACAAACUGUAAUGUAGGAAGAAAUAAGAUCAAAACUAUAGAAUGGAAGGACAAAUAAAUACAAUCUAUGAUGGUUACAUGAACGUAACAACCUGUGUUUAUGUAUUUAGACAACCAGUUAAUAUUAUCAGUCAUAGAUAUAGAUUUUUGCAGUAUCGUUGAUUCUAAGAGUUGAAAGGAAAUUGAAUCACUAUCCACAGCUAUAGGGUAAUAUUUUAAAUUUUACAAGACACCCGGAAUCAUCUAUGUGUGAAUUGAGUGGAUAUAUGUAAAUUUAACAUAAAGCCAAUCUGAAUUAAGCAACCUCAAAGGCAUCAUUAUUAAUUUCAUCUAUGCUGAUUUAUGAGAAUAAGUUCUAUGUUAGGUUUAGGUUACAAGAUAUUAUUAUAAUGGAGUCUGAUUCAGCUUUACACUGAAGUAUUUUUUUAUGAGAUGAGAAAGAUUAAAUUAAAUUAAAUCAAGUUUCUGAAGGAAGAAUUUAGAUGAGUUGAACAUGUUGAAUGGCUAAAAUGACAACUUUUUAGGAAUUAUGAAUUUUACAGACUAAGAAAUCUGGAAGCAGCAAAGGUGGGGGAUUUGGGAUAAAAUAAUUAUAGAACAAUGAUGUUCAUAUAAUUUAGUAAAAUUGCCAAAUACCCAAUCAUUAUAUUGCACCAUAAUAUUCUACACUAGACUUUAACUAAAUGGAAGAUGGCUUAGCAAUUCUGAUGCCUACCAACAGGGACAAAAUUGCUUCUCCUAAAUAUUGGUAAAUAAGUAAGACUGAUGUCAAAAUAUUUUUUUUAACAAACAUGUUUGGUAGAGAGAGAUUUAGAAGAAUCAUAUGAGACAAAAAAAAUCAAUGUUCCAUUUGAACAAUUUUAUUUAUUUGUAGUUGUUUAUUCAAUGUAUUCAGUCUCCGUUCCAUGGGUAACUAACCAGGAUUAAAAACAAAAUAAAAACAA